This is a messenger RNA of Linum trigynum, 506 nucleotides long. NCBI's taxonomy places the organism in Eukaryota, Viridiplantae, Streptophyta, Magnoliopsida, Malpighiales, Linaceae. The record is from the annotation of a GenBank genome assembly.
CCACCAGAAUCGUCGUGUGGAUAAGAAGCGAAGAACGCUCGAAAAUUCAUCCGAACACUAACAAAACAGAGUCGGAAAAGAGCUCCAUUUCUCAACGACAAUGGCUUCUCUGUCUUCCAUUUCGUCGCCAUCUCUUCUCCCUGCUAAAGCUCUCACCUUUCAACGUUCCUCGCACCAGCUCCUGCUGCUGCCUUUCAACACCCAGACCAGCAAACCCGCCCAGAAGCAGCUUUCUUUCAGAGUCCACGCCGCCAGGCUUCCUGCUGGUGUGGUGCAGCCAAAAGUUCAGCCCAAGUUCCAAGCCCCAUUCCUAGGCUUUACCAAGACUGCUGAAACCUGGAACUCCAGGGCUUGCAUGAUUGGCCUAAUUGGGACUUUCAUCGUCGAGCUGAUAAUACACAGAGGCAUACUUGAAGUGAUUGGAGUUGAGAUUGGGAAGGGCCUGGAUAUUCCUCUGUAAAAGUAUUCAUCUUUGUAACUUUGGAUUUGACAUACUAUGUGGUAAC